Molecule: messenger RNA, 802 nt
Organism: Emiliania huxleyi CCMP1516
Lineage: Eukaryota; Haptophyta; Isochrysidales; Noelaerhabdaceae
Exons: 3
Coding region: 1-705 (234 amino acids)
Source: RefSeq, a predicted model, not a curated record
AUGCUCUUCCUGACGGCAGUCUCUGCGAUCUGCUAUCGUCAGCACCCGAGUCUCCCGGCCACCCGCACGCCGCGCCGCGCCGCCGCCUCCCUCUCAGCUCUCCCACCGCCGGACUACAUGAGCGACGCGGCGCUCAAGGCUGAGCUUCGAGCGCGUGGCCAAUCCGCGAAGGCGCUUGGCGACGCGCAAGCCGCCUGGCGCGCCGUCCUCAUUCGCCAUCUCCUCGCCGCACGCACUGACGAUGCCGCAGCGGCGCAGCCAGCGGCUGGGAAGGAGAGGCGCCCUCCGACGAUCGAGGGCGCAGCGGCGCGUGGGGCGGCCAGAGGCGGCGCCUCCUUCUCAUUUCUGCGGCCGACUCCCGCCGCGGCGCCUCCUGUGGGUGGAGAGUCGCCUCUCGCUGCGCCCGAGUCGCUGUCCGAGCGAGCAAUCAAGGCGGAGCUCGACGAGCGCGGUGUCGCCUGGCGUGGCGUCUUCCCCAUGCUGCCCGCCCUGGACGGCAUGAGCGAGGAGCAGCUCGCCGCGGAGAUCGAGGGGCUGCGCGAAAGGCCGCCUGCUGCCGGCGCUGCCGGCACUGCCGGCGGGGAGGGCCGCGGGGAGGGGGCGCCGCUGCCUGCCGAGGCCGCUGCAACCUCCGGAAGGCCGGCGCUCGAGGCGGCGCUGCUGCGCGCCCGCGCGGACCGGUGGCGCAGGGUGGGCUACUCGUAGCGCUUAUGGCUCUACUAACUAGCGGUAUGUCGUAUGUGCGGCCCGGGGGGGCGGCGCCAGGUGGUUUCAUGAAAGCGCUUGAGCGCGCAUGCUCUGA